Molecule: messenger RNA, 2631 nt
Organism: Sorex fumeus (smoky shrew)
Lineage: Eukaryota; Metazoa; Chordata; Mammalia; Eulipotyphla; Soricidae
Gene: AFAP1
Product: actin filament associated protein 1
Exons: 17
Coding region: 1-2469 (822 amino acids)
Cellular component (GO): cytosol
Molecular function (GO): SH2 domain binding; SH3 domain binding
Source: RefSeq, a predicted model, not a curated record
AUGGAGGAGCUGAUUGUGGAGCUGCGUCUCUUUCUGGAGCUCCUGGACCACGAGUAUCUGACGUCGACGGUCAGAGAGAAGAAGGCCGUGGUCACCGAGAUCCUGCUGCGGGUGCAGUCAGCCAGAGGUUUGGAUGUCAAAGAUCCCCCGCAGAAACAGGAGCCCCCGGGCCCCCUGCCGGCCCCGCCGCAGAUGCCGCUGCCCGAGAUCCCUCAGCCCUGGCUGCCCCCCGACUCCGGGCCCCCCCCGCUGCCCACGUGCUCGCUGCCCGAGGGCUACUAUGAGGAGGCCGUGCCGCUGAGCCCCGGGAAAGCCCCAGAGUACAUCACGUCAAACUAUGACUCAGAUGCUAUGAGCAGCUCUUACGAGUCCUAUGAUGAAGAGGAGGAAGACGGAAAGGGGAAGAAGACGCGGCACCAGUGGCCGUCGGAGGAGGCGUCCAUGCACCUGGUAAAGGAUGCCAAGAUCUGUGCCUUCCUGCUGCGGAAGAAGCGCUUCGGGCAGUGGACCAAACUGCUGUGCGUCAUCAGGGACACCAAGCUGCUGUGUUACAAGAGCUCCAAGGACCAGCAGCCGCAGAUGGAGCUGCCGCUGCAGGGCUGCACCAUCACGUACACGCCGAAGGACAGCAAGAAGAAGCAGCACGAGCUGAAGAUCACACAGCCGGGCGCGGACCCGCUGGUGCUGGCUGUGCAGAGCCAGGAGCAGGCGGAACGGUGGCUGCGGGUGAUCAAGGAGGUGUACAGUGGCUGUGGCGGGCCCGCGGACCCCGAGGGGCCUCCCCUGUGCAGCUCCCCGGUGCACAAGGUGGAACUGGAGAAGAAGCUGUCCUCCGAGAGGCCCAGUUCGGAUGGGGAGGGUGCAGCAGAGAAUGGACUAGCCCUGUGCAACGGGAAGGAGCAAGUUAAGAGGAAGAAGAGCGCCAAAUCCGAGACCAAGGGGACAGCGUCGAAGGUGGCCGGGAAGAAGAUCACCAAGAUCAUGGGGCUGGGAAAGAAGAAGCCGUGGACAGACGAGCAGACGUCCUCCGCCGAGGAGGACGUGCCUACCUGCGGCUACCUCAACGUGCUGACCAAUAACCGCUGGCGGGAGCGCUGGUGUCGUGUCCGGGACAAGCAGCUGGUCCUGCACAAGGACCGCACCGACCUCAAGACCCACCUGGCGUCCAUUCCACUGCGGGGCUGCGAGGUGAUCCCGGGCCUGGACGCCAAACACCCCCUCACCUUCCGGCUGCUACGCAACGGCCAGGAGGUGGCGGUACUGGAGGCUGCCUCUUCUGAGGACAUGGGCCGGUGGAUCGGCAUUCUGCUGGCCGAGACGGGCUCUUCCACCGACCCUGCAGCCCUGCACUACGACUACAUCGACGUGGAGCUGUCUGCGAAUGUCAUCCAGACAGCCAAGCAGACCUUCUGCUUCAUGAACAGGCGUGGCCUGUCCACCAACCCCUACCUGAGCGGCUCCGCCAAUGGCUACGCCCAACCCAGCGCCUCUGGGCUGCACUACGACGAUGUCCCCUGCGUGAAUGGCACGUGGGAACCGGAAGACGGCUUUGCUGCUGCGCGAGGCAGAGGCCCGGGAGAAGAGGUGCUUUAUGAUAACGCAGGCCUGUACGAUAACUUGCCGUCUCCGAAAAUCUUUGCACGCUACCCACCUGCUGACAGAAAGGCUGCUAGGUCACCUCCCGACAAACUGCCCUGUAACCAUUACAAGCGGCCCGCCUGCGGCCCGCCCUGCUCCCAGUCUCUCACUAACACCUCUUCCGUGGGGAGGGCGUCUCUCGGGCCCAACUCCCAGCUGAAGGGGAAAAAGCCCCCCCUCGCCUCCAACGGGGUCGCGGGCAAGGGGAAGGCUCUGAGCGGGCAGCCGAGGAAAGUGGACGCGGCCACCGGAGUGAAGCGCAGCGCCUCAAAUGCCGACCAGUACAAGUACGGCAAGAACCGCGUGGAGGCCGACGCCAAGCGGCUGCAGAGCAAAGAGGAGGAGCUGCUGCGGCGGAAGGAGGCGCUGCGGAACCGACUGGCGCAGCUGCGCAAGGAGCGCAAGGACCUGCGAGCGGCCAUCGGCGUGAACGCGGGCGCCAGUGGCCGGAGGACGCAGCAGGCCCUGGAGGAGAAGCUGCGGCGGCUGGAGGAGGAGUGCCGGCAGCAGGAGGCCGAGCGCGUCAGCCUGGAGCUUGAGCUGACCCAGGUGCAGGAGAGCCUGCGCAAGGCGCUGGCCGGCGGCGUCACGCUGGGGCUGGCCAUCGAGCCGCGCUCGGGGACGUCCAGCCCGCAGUCCCCAGUUGCUCGGCACCGUACACUGGAGAACUCACCGCUCUCCAGCUGCGAGACGAGCGAUGCCGAGGGCCCGGUCCCCGUCAACAGCGCCGCAGGCCUGAGGAAGGGCCCACCCGGCGCCCUUGGCAGCUCCCCGUGCCGCGGCCAUGUGCUGCGCAAGGCCAAGGAAUGGGAGCUGAAGAACGGGACCUAGAGGAGGGCUGGCCACGAGGCGGCCUGUAGGCUCCGCCCCCAGCGCCCCCCUCAGGACACCCCUCCGUGGCCGGAGCAGCCUUGUCUUCCCUGCCGUGUGACGGAGCCCACAGACACGGCUUCUCUGGUCCCCUCCUGCCUCGCUCAGAACCAGAACGAGGCU